Lactuca sativa (garden lettuce) is the source of this 1859-nucleotide messenger RNA. Its product is annotated as E3 ubiquitin-protein ligase PUB23. NCBI's taxonomy places the organism in Eukaryota, Viridiplantae, Streptophyta, Magnoliopsida, Asterales, Asteraceae. Gene Ontology annotation, biological process: protein ubiquitination. Gene Ontology annotation, molecular function: ubiquitin protein ligase activity. The record is from RefSeq and is a predicted model, not a curated record.
UAAAAUCGAAACAAAACCCAACAUUUCAGUUUUUAAAAAGCUCAAACUCAAACUGGUAGUUUUUAUUUUGUUUAGGAUUUUUCGGUUCUCAGGUUCGGUUUUGCGUAUCCCUAUAGAAUACCAGGAUUAUUUUUCUAAGAGGAAGGUUUGAACUUAUUUUGAGAAUUGAUUUAAGUUAAAGGAUUAAAAAUGCAAAUUCUAUGCUUACACACACUCCACAAACACACUUUUCCCACUCUGAGCUUCUAACUUCUCUUUGAAAAGUCAAAAUAUUUGCGUGUGUUGACUUUCUUUAGUAAAUUUAGUAUCUUUUUUCGUAUAAAACCAAGUUCUCUUCACUAUUUGGCAUCAUUCAUAUCGAUAUUCGUGACAACUUCACAACAAAAACUGAUUGUUUCCGAUCUCUUUAACUUAUUCUUCAAAUUCCUGAUUCGUUAAUGGCUGAUCUUGAACAAGAUGUCCAAGUUCCUCGCUUUUUUAUUUGUCCAAUUUCGCUUGAGAUCAUGAAAGACCCUGUAACUCUCUCUACAGGGAUCACAUAUGAUCGUGAUUGCAUCGAGAAAUGGUUGUUUUCUCAAAAGAAUGAAGUUUGUCCGGUAACCAAACAAGUCGUCGUUGAUAUUGAGCUCACACCGAACCACACCCUCCUGCGACUGAUCCAGUCAUGGAGCACCCUUAAUCCGUCGUCUGGCAUCGGGACAUUCCCAACACCACGGCUUCCGAUCUCCAAAACUGAAAUCGUAAAACUCUUGAAGGAUUCUUCUUCAAAGUCUCCUCACCUGCAAAUGAAGUGUUUGAAGAAGUUAAAAACGAUUGUUAUGGAGAACGAAAAGAACAAGAAGUUGAUGGAAUCAGUAGGUGCAGCUGAUUACCUUGCGUGGAUCUUAACCAACAUGGAUAAUAAGAUGACGUCCUCACCACCGGCUGGAGACGUUUCCGGUGUCGACGAGUUUAUUUCGACUGGAACAGACGAAGCGCUAAGCAUUCUUCACCACCUACACCUGUCACCAAUGAGUCUUAAAUCGUUGUUCGGAAAGACUGGAGAUUUCGUUGAGACGUUAACACGCGUGAUGGAACGCGCCACCAGUUACGAGUCACGUGCUUACGCCGUCAUGUUACUGAAAGCAAUGUUAGAGGUGGCGGAGCCCUUGAAAGUGACGUCAUUAAACCCUCGUUUAUUCAUUGUGCUUGUACAAAUCUUGGUGGAUGAAAUCUCCCAGAAAGCCACAAAAGCAACACUAAAGCUACUCAUCAACGUCUGUCCAUGGGGGCGGAACAGGAUGAAAGCGGCGGAGGCAGGGGCGGUUCAGGUGCUGAUCGACAUCCUCCUGGAUUGCACAGAAAAGAGAGUCUCGGAGAUGGUUAUUGUGGUUCUAGACCAACUUUGUCAGUGCGCAGAAGGACGAUCGGAGCUGUUGAAACACGGAGGUGGAUUAGCGGUGGUUUCCAAGAAGAUCUUUCGAGUGUCAUCUUUGGCUAGCGAGAAGGCGGUGAGCAUCUUGCAUUCGGUGGCGAAAUCCUCCGGUAACAGAAGUGUUCUGCAAGAGAUGUUGCAUUUGGGGGUGGUCGGAAAAUUGUGUUUGGCGCUGCAAGUAGACUGUGGAAGGAAGACGAAGGAGAGUGCAAGUGAGAUUCUAAAGAUGCAUUCUAGGGUUUGGAAGAACUCUUUUUGCAUACCCUACAAUUUAAUUGUUUCAUACCCAUCAUAGAGCAAGAAAUUUUUUAUUUUUGAAAUCAUAUAGAAAGAAAAUAUCAUCCUACUUUUUCUUUUUACGUAUCAUCCUACCCAAUUAAAUGGUGACAUGUGUAACAUUUAAUGUUCAUUUAAUGAAAUUUAAAGAUAUUUUAAGAUAGUAAUA